GGAAAACCAAACCGAGAAUGGUGGCUGGCCACAACUUCUUGGGUGCCCUUUAUAUACCAUUGACACAGCAUGGGACAUUCCUGGAGGUAGGAACAGGGGUCACCGGUCUCUAUCUAUCUCAACAAGACAAGAUGAAGAGUUUGGUUGCCACUGUUAUCACACCAGAGCCUCUGCAUGAUGAAUUGGUUCAAUUAUCGAACUCCUACGAUGCUUUUAUUGGAAGUGUCUCAUCUAGAAACAUCAAAUCAUUGGUGAAAAACCUAGUCCAAGAUCCAGAGGUGUUCUUUGGUUCCAUAUUGCUGAGUAACCUGACGGCGUUAAUAGGAGAUAACUUGCCCCACGAGUUUGAGAAGCUCCUUGGGCAAGUCAUUCUCUUAGCCAAGGAGACCUACAUAGCUGCCCCUUCUACAGAUUCAUACACCUUAUCAUACAUGAAUACUUGGAAUGAUGUUCAGAAUCUAGCUGAGAGGGCGUGCUAUUCUGUUGACGUGAUUUGUGCGAUCUCCGCCGUGCAAAUGGAUUCUUUGGAUCUACCAGCUCUUACGAAGGUCACACUUAUCGAAGGUCAACGACCUUUGACCCGGAAGUAUUGCUGUGAUGAUUCUCAGGAGGAUUGUAGCAUGACAUAUAGAACGGUGAACGGGACUGAGGAUGUGAUAAUUGGUGAUUCUUACCUAGGGAAAGUCAGAUUUCAGAAAGCAGGUCUUCUCCUCAGCACCUUGCUCAAACUUAACCCCGUUGGAGCAAGUCUUGAGAAGCUGGUCGUUCCUCUGCUAGAGAUGGAUUUCAAUCCAGAGAGACUGGCAAGGAAUAUUCUUAUUGCAAAUAGAAAAGUUGUAAUACAUUCAGAGUUGCCUAGUUGCCAGCGAGCAGUUUUUGAGAAUGACAGAAUGCAGCAAGAAAGAAACAUUGCUGAUAUUGUUGGAGGAUUGGAGGAGAAGAAGUCUACAGAAACAAUGCUCGGAAACAAGGAGGUGCCUUUGAAGGGAUAUCAGCAAGAAAAAAAGAAAUAUAAGAAUGAUGGUCAAAAGACAAACUGGGUGAAAAAUGAGAAGUCACCAGAGAUACAAUCGUAUCAGAGCAACGAUCAAAAUUUGGUCAUGAAUAUGCAUACCAAGUAUGCAAGUGUGGACAGUGCAAAUCAGAAUAUGCAUGCUGUGCAUGCAAAUGAGGGAUUGAAUAUGCAUAAUGAAUAUGCAAAUGGAGAUGGAGGGGAGAGUGAAAAACUCUAUGUUCAGGGAGAUGAGAAGAGGCAAUCAGUGGAUGGUGUGGGGAAGAGUCAAAGUGCAAUAAUACACAACCAAAGAGCUUUCAAGAGUGUAGAUGAAUCAUUAAAGGUUCAUGAAGGAAAGGUACAAUUCACAGACAAUGAUUACGGACUUCAGCAGGAUUCAGUCCAACCACACAUAGAUAUGAAUAAUGUGGGACUGCACAAGGAGAUCGACAAUGUAAACACAAAUAUGAAUAAUAUGGGACUGCAGAAUGGGCUGAACCUUGCAGACAGGAAUUUGAACAACAUGGGACUAAACAAUGGAGUGCAGUUAAUGAAUCGUAGGAAGCGUGGUAGCGUUGGCUGGGAUGGAGACGAUGAAGCAGAACAGAGGCAGCUUGAGAGGCCAUUAGAAUGGGAGAGGGCCAGGGAGGAGUUGGACGGUUACCGAGGGGCGGGGCCGAUGAGGAGUCAGAUUGAUAUGGUGGCCGAUUUAUGGCAACGAGAAAAUGAUGAUGGCGCUGAGGCUAAAAGAAACCCAGAAGUUCCUGGGAGCAAUUGGGACAGAGUGAUGGACGUUAGAUCAUUCAACGAUCAGGCCUCAUCCAAGCUUGUUGCCAUGGGAAACCUCCUCCUGACCAGAGAUGAAGGUGACCCUCCAGUCCAAGAAAGAGGAUGGGAUCAGGUCAAACAAGAGAGGCAAGAUGAAGGUAGACUAGCACAUCAAGAGAGUGGUGUGGAAAGAAAGUCAUCGAACAGAAGAAACAAGAAGGCGGAUGAAGUGGGAGGAUCAAGAAACAUGGCUGACCAAAGAAGUUUUGAUGAGAUUUCCAACACCAAAGGUGGACAUCCUGGUGUGAUACCUCCAGGAAAUGCGCAGAACAGGAAAAGCUCCAUGAGCGAUAACUAUGGAGCUGAUUUGAAAGCAGCAGACGCAAGCAUCCGCAAGAGCGAUGUGCCUGUCAAGGGCAUAGCGAAGACCGAAAUAGGUGGCAGGUUUCCGAAGCAAAGGAGGAAAAAAUUCAGGCAGCCUUAUGAAAGGUUGCAAGGAAUCGUCAAAGAGGGGGAUCCGAAGAGUGUGGAUAAAAUGAUCGAUAGUAAACAAGCCCUGACGCCAUCUGGUCCGACUGCUGCAAGAAAAGCCACAGAGGUAGCUGGAGAAGAAGUUAAUCGUGAAAAGCACACGGUACUGCAGAUGGAUCAUUACCAACAGAGACAUAUUUUGCAGUACUAUGAUGAUGAUGUUGCCUACAAUGUCAAAGGGGAGAUGGAGUCAAAUGACAACACGCCGAUUGAAAUCCAACAGGAAAUCGAUGCUCAGCAGAAGAUGCUGGAUAUGGUUGCUAGGCAACAGGAACAAGGUGGAGAACCAACCUGGGAGGAGUUGGAGAGUAACGCGGAGGAGCAGAUUAAGGAGGAGAUUGGGGAGGAGAAUGGAGCCGGUGAUUACUAUUACGAUGAGAUGAAACAGGAUGUGAAGGGAAAGAACAUACCCCAAGAAGGGGAGGAAGGUUACUAUGGUAACGAAGCAGAGAAUACAAUACAGGAUGAGGGGAAGGACAACGAGGAGAUGGUGGAGAAGGAGGAUGGAUGGAGAGAAGUUUCAAGAAGCAGACAGGUGGGGGAAAACGAGGGAGAAGAUGGGGACAAGGAUGAGGAGGAGGAAAUUGGGAAGAUUCUGGAAGAGAUGGAGAGUAUGAAAGAGACAGAAGGAGAAAAGAUGUUUGACUCCAUGUGGCAAGUUCUCGAAACUGUCUUCCAAGAGGAGCAGAUGCAAGAAUUCAGCUUGAUGACUUAUGGGGGUAAAGAGCUGAGUUUGCUGAGCGCCAAAGUUUCCCGUUCAUUCCCAAAUGCAAGCAUCUUGACCAUCAUUCCAUCUAAGGAGGAUAGCCUCCUUAAAAACCACAGAAAGCUGCAGGAAUCCCUUCUUCUAACAAACAACAUCAUUGUCAAUGCUGAGCUAUCAAACAGGGUCGUGUUCAAGCUUUAUAAUCAGAUGGAGUAUUUCAAAUUCCAAGUCCUUGGCUUGGCAACAUUCCAGAAGCUCUUCUCGUACGGAGGUUCCUUCCCAUCAUUCCUUGGUCACGCUCUUUCUCUCGCUCAAACAACAUUCAUUGAAGUGCCUCAUCCAGUCACCUUAGCCUCCCUUCAAGUCUUACUACAUUCCACCAACAAGGAUGCUGCAGAGGGCUCUUCAUACAGUUUGUACAAGGGAUUCUUGAGUGCAUCUUUAAAAGAGGCUGGUGUCUUAGACUACAGCAUUACAGUACUUGACAAUGUCUACCUCGAGAAUCGUGCUAGGCUAGUCAGAGUGGACAUCUAUGCAUUCAAUAGACAGGUUUCCUUUGAUUGCCUUGGAUCUACUGCGUGGCUCAAACAAGACCCAUCUAAACCAAUCACCUUGAAUCCUCAUGGAUCAGCUGCUGCAGGGAAUUUCCCCAUUCAAAAAGUGGGCGGGGCAAUCCGACUUCAGUCCCUCCUAUCCCUAGGUCUCCAAACCCCUGAGAGAAAACUGUUAUUUAGGGAGUACCUGAAGCUGGCUGUGCAAAACGACAUGUGCCCCAUGGCCAUCCUAUGGCAGAGGGGUAGACUCAUUUACAGACCGAUCAUCGAUUAUACCAAUCCAGAAGAGAAUAUACCUUGCGCCAAUGAUAAGGAGGCACUUGUGGGGGUGCUGAUGAAACAACUGGAAAUGAGGCCGUUCUCUUUCAUGGAAUAUGGGAAAGGACAAGAUGGAUUGAGCAUGACAUUAUCAGCCAAGCACCCCAACAGUACGUUCAUAUUCGUAACUGGGUCUGGAAAAGAGGCUAAGAGAAGACAAGAUGAUCUCGUUCAGAGGAAUAUUACCAACGCUGUCGUUACCAGCAUCCUUGCUGAUAUGUCCUUUACCAGUAACCUCUUAUCGAGUCCAGAUUUCAUGCGAUACCAGUAUGUUGGUGUUGAUCACCUUUUGAAUAUGAUGACCUUGAACCAGCGGGCUAUGAUGAAAGCUAUGUUUGGUGAUAUUGUAGCAUCUGGAGUUACGACCUUCUUCCAGAUGCCUUCUUCUCAGAUGAUUUCCUUGGCUGUAUCUACUCUUUUCCCUGAAGCUUUCUGUGAUUUCACUGAAAGAAAAGGAAUGGAUUUAUUCCAAGCAAGGAACCACCCUCUUCCUGUAUUUAGAAAUUUUGAGCUCAGUUUUUUUAAAAAGAAUAUUGAACUACAAGCUGGACAGGUGAACUUAUCCGCUAGUGUGUUACACCCUGAAACAAACCAAGAUGGAUCUAAGCUAGGAUGGAGUAUGGUUCGAGUGGAUGUCAGACAGCUGUAUAUCAAGGUUGAUCAUCAUUUCAUGUAUAUCUUGGAUGGGCACAAGCGCAAGUACUCCUUACAUUGUACAUCGAAUGAGACCCACUAUGAGGUCUAUCUGGUCAGAGCUCAUGAUGGUUUCAAGAUUCCCUAUCAAGAGGUCAAAGGUAUUUCCUUGAUAGCCCUGUUGAGGAUGGGGUUACUCCGAGAUGUCAAAGAAAACUUCUACAAUCAAUUCUUGAAGCUACCGCUGUACGGUGACAUGGCUCCAUGGAAUAUAUGUAAGUUUCUACCUCUCAUAAUUACCAUGGGAACCAAUAAUUCCUGUUUCUGUUAUUCUCGCAGUGUCUUUUUAAAAAAUGAUGUAGAUUCUGAUGAUAGACAUAGGCUAACACAACAAAGGUCUUAUUUGAUGUUGUAUUUAAUAUUGUUAAUUUGGAUGAAAAAAAAACCCAGCUAGGAAGAAAAAAAAAGAAUUGUCCUGACACUUUCAAUAUAUAUUUUGUGAGUGUGUAAGUCAUAUAUUAACUGUUAGGGAAAGCAUCCAUAUUGUAUUGGCAGCGUGCACCCCGCGAGCGUACGCCUGCACACUCUAAGACGGGAUAAUAGCGUCGGCCAGCGGCAGCUAGCUGCGAUAAUUAAAGCACAAUAGAACUCACAUCCGCUCUCGCAGCUCCCCCUGUGCUUGCUGCCGCUCGCUGCCAUACUUUAUAAUCCAUUUGAUUAGAGAUUUAAUCCCCAGCUCGCUGCAUCUAGCGGCAGCUCGCUGCCGCUAGCUGCGCUGUAGAUAUCUCAAGCGCUGCCGCUGCUCCCCAUUUCUAUCAAAAUUCACUAAGGCAAUCUCACGUACCCCGCGCCGGCCACGGCUAGCCUUCAAUUCGGCGGCUCGCUCUGGAAUGUAGACCCAGAAUGAAGAGUUAACAUAUACGUCGUGGUGCCUGUACUAGCUAGUUCCACUUGUCGUGAUGUUUAACUUCAAUUUAUUAUUUCUAAAAGCAUGACAAUGAAAGGCGUUCCUCUUUUAUGUCCGUAGCAAAACAUGCAUGCAAGCACGCUCUAUAUUGGAAACGACUACAGCUAGCUAGUAUAUGCUCGGCCGCAUCGUGUCGCAUGAUGGCGACCGAGUACAGAUAAACAUCCAAGUGCGCACGAUGUGAAUAUGACAAAAAUUCUCGAUCUCGAUAGUUUCCCUUGUCAACUAACUGAACUGAAAAUUAACACCACCGAUAGAAAUACUGCCGAUUUCGAAAAUGUUGCAGCUUGCGAAUUGAGAUUGACACGGAAGAUUCACACAUGAAAAAUAAGUUGAAUUAAUGACCUUUUUAACGUAUGAUUUGGGGCAGGAUACAGUGGCGUACCUAGGAUUUUCCACAGGGGGGCAAAACGAUCCGCAAAAAAAUUUG
Molecule: messenger RNA, 5901 nt
Organism: Lytechinus pictus (painted urchin)
Lineage: Eukaryota; Metazoa; Echinodermata; Echinoidea; Temnopleuroida; Toxopneustidae
Exons: 22
Coding region: 18-4958 (1646 amino acids)
Source: RefSeq, a predicted model, not a curated record